Messenger RNA from Oppiella nova, 3203 nucleotides. NCBI's taxonomy places the organism in Eukaryota, Metazoa, Arthropoda, Arachnida, Sarcoptiformes, Oppiidae. The record is from the annotation of a GenBank genome assembly.
GUGCGGAGCGCAACCUAUUUUAGUGAACGAAAUAACGUGAGUCUCAUAAUCUUCGUGCCGAGUCGGGCGUCAGUUGUCGUCCAUUCGUUCAGUCUGUUUCUGACCUACAAAUUCCUGCCCUCCCGGCCCGCUAUCACACGCUUCGGACCCCCGAGCGAUCCCUUCGAGUUGGGGACUAAAAUCGAUGCCACAUAUUGUGAUCAUGUAUUCGAUGACUGUUCGGCCAAUAAAAAGUGCAAAAUCCGAAGUCCUAAUUGGCCUGGCUUCUAUAAUAGGAAUAUUACGUGUAAAUAUUGGAUAAGACAUUACUCUCCAGUUCCUGCCGGACAUAGGGCCAGAAUAGUGGUCUCACAGAACAACGAAUACAAGAUCUCUUUGUACAGCGGGUCCACUAACACGGCAUCCGGCGAUCACUCGACCUCAACAUCACUCCAAUCUGACUGUCCAUUAGAUAUGGUUCGCAUAUAUGACGGCCAGACAACCGAAUCUCCAGUACUCAUAGAGUUCUGCGGUUCGGGAGUAUUGCCUCCCAUUGUGUCGAGUCGUCCGGAAAUGUUGAUUGUGUUGAGGAGUGCCUCCAAUCAAAUCCUAUACAACUCGCGACUGGAGCUGAACGUAGCGCUCAAGUUAGAGAAGGUUCACGACUCGGCCAUAGGGGGUGAGCGCACCGGUGUCUGUGAUCUGGUUUACGACGGCUCGAAGAUGAGACGCGGACUCAUUGAGACGCCGAAGCACUCCAUACCGGCCAACACUUCGUGCACUUUUAGAUUUGUUUCGCCCAACAGUUGGGAUCGCAUUUGGAUUUACUUCAUGUCGUACUUCAUUCAAGACCGACAUCACUGGUCCAGCGAAGAGCUGUGCGAUGUGAGCAGACUUGAGAUAUACGACUCCGUGCUUACAUCCCAUCCCACCAACGACUCCAGACAAGUCCAUCACAGCCAACAAAAGCACAAAUUAUACAGUUUUUGUGAGAAAACUUCGCCAAAGAUCUGCGGCCGGGCCGCCGACGCCAACCAUUAUCUGCCACUAAAUCCGUGUACAUAUCCUAAUGAGAGCUACUUAUCCGGCGGCUCUGAACUGAUCAUUAAACAGGAGUAUUACAAACACUACGACUUUUAUGUGAGACGCGCCUCAUUUGCCGCACGAUUUGAGUUCAUAGACACCCAUCAGGUCGGCGAACAAAUCGAUGACAAACUCUGCGAUCGACUCUUCAAAAGUGAUGGCAAAUACUUUAAGGGGAGACUGAGUUCGCCUCGAAAUUUGUUUCUAUACGGUAGAGGGGGUCGGGAGAACAUAUCGUGCAGUUAUUACCUCAAAGGGACAGACAGCCAAAGGACCCACUCACCACCAGACGCUACAACAGAUCCAAAGCACAUGAACCACAAUAUGGUGUUUGAUAUGAUCUCAUCAGACGUUGUCCUCAACUUCUCAGUCACGCGAAUGUCUCCCUUCGAGGACUUUAAUGACUACGGCUUUGACGCCUCCUUCGAGUUUGUGCCGGCAUUUGACUGUAAUUCCGGGGGUUUGGUUCAGAGGCGGAACGGUAGCGAAGGGGAGAUUCAGUAUUCUGUGCCUCAAACUUAUAAUUUCAGACGUGACGGACCCCUUAAGUGCAGAUGGAUUAUAGAGGCGUCGUUUGGCAAACAUUUGUUCCUCAAAUUUAAAGGCCAUUUAGCCAUCUCUGAAAGCGAUGAGUGUUUGGAUGCAAAUCGAUUCGUUGUAUACGCGGGCGAUCCUCGGCAUGCGAUCGCCACGGUUUGCACCAAAAGCACAGCCGCAGCUAAUGAUCUAGAUCAUGCUAAUCAAUUAGAAGAAUUUGAUUUAUUCUCGACGUCUUGGUAUAACGAAACGGACACUUUCGCCACAUUCACGGCUAACAAUAUCUAUAAUAAUUACUUCGAGAGCCGAGUAUUCGUUGAGAUAAUAGCGCAAGAGUUGGGAGCGUUUAGUAUGCGAUGGCUUGAAGUGACCAAACCUUUCCUGAGGACUCAGACGGGAAAGACAAUGAGAAACAUUAACUGCAAAGUCGAGUGCCCGGAGAUCAACGCCUGUAUUAGCGAUGAGCUGGUGUGCGAUGGCAUCAGUCACUGUCCGUCUAGUUAUGAUGAAAACAGUCAGUUCUGUCAUAAGUUUCCCACUCUAUAUGUGGUGGCCAUCGGACUACUGCUCAUCUUUAGUCUUCUGGUUAUCUUAAUUGUGAUAACAAUCUAUAGAUUUCAAGAUAAACGUCGCCUACGGCUCAGUCAAUCAAACCAUAGUUCAAACAAUAGUCGAUACAAUCAACAUGAGCCCGAUUAUGUCGAUUACGGCGAAUACCCGCGUUUGGGCAGUGAAUUGAACUUCCGGUCCCUACAUGAAUGCCAUCAGAUCCAGUACACGGACAAUGGCAGCAUGAAUGGUAUGCCAUUGGAGAUCACCCGCUCAUUUGUGCCCCACUAUCACAACAACGUCUUCUAAUCAACUGAUAUGACAUUCUGUGUACAAAAAGUGUGGACAAAGUUUACACAACCAGUUGUGUGUGAGAGAGAGAGGGAGAGAGUGAGUGAAUCGCAAUCACAGCCUAUUCUUCAUGACUUGCAUCUCUCUCUUCUUGUGGUGUUUUAUCAAAAUAAUUGCUCAAAUGAUUGCCGUUGUCUUCUAUUUGUGAAUAAAUGGAUCAAAAGAGUCAGAGAAGUUGUAAAUAAAAAGAAGUGAAAGAAAACAAAAUGAAUGAAUGAAUGACUGAAUAGAGCGGUAACUAAAGCAAAGAUAUAGUAAUGAAGAGAAUAGGCAGAGAUGUGUCCAAUUGGCGUAAAAAAGAUGGCAAAGAAAAUGACUUAUUUUUGCUUUAGCUGUCGAAAAGUGCCUUUUAUUGAUUACUUUUGCUGUGAGACUCUGAGAAAGAGAGGGUUUAAGUCGGUUAUAGUGGAGACAAACUGUAAGACAAUAGUGUAUCGCGUAUACCAACUCCCGUUCCCCUCUAUAUAUUUAGUAUUACUUUGUGUCGUAAUAAUAGUCAAGUUAUACACUAUCUUAUCGGUAAACUGUGGACCUGUUAUUGAGAAAUGAGCUUUUGUUGGGUGCUAUCAGUGCUAUCAAUAUUUCUUAUUGAGAUUAACAUUAAGUAAUGUUCAGUCGCUCAGCAUUUCGGUCGGAAUUAAUUUUCAUAUUAUAUUAUAUAUUGAGUUCACUAACAAAGCCUAAAGUCAUUCAUUUAUUCAAAC